Molecule: messenger RNA, 510 nt
Organism: Gaeumannomyces tritici R3-111a-1
Lineage: Eukaryota; Fungi; Ascomycota; Sordariomycetes; Magnaporthales; Magnaporthaceae
Exons: 1
Coding region: 1-258 (85 amino acids)
Source: RefSeq, a predicted model, not a curated record
AUGGCUCCCCCACCCAGCCGAACCCACAUCCAUGGCGUGGCGUCAGCGGGUUGGUGGCAUAUCACCAAUGACCCAGCCAUCUCUCUGGUCAAGUGCCAGAUUGCUGCAAGGUGGUGCCAUGCUGCCCGCAGUGCGGUGAGGCCUGGUUGGUGCCCUUUGAUUGACUGCGAGCAGACAUUGAGGUCUGCCCCCGGCGCGGCCAAUCACCGGCGCAGAGCAUUCACCUCUGGCAAGAAGGACUCUUGCACGACGCAUUGAAUGCAGCGCGGGCAAACUGAUGAAUCACAUGGCGCAAUCUGAUACGAUUGGACGGCCUCAACUGUCCGUUCCCCUCCCCUGAUGAAUAUCGCCCGUUCCUCCCGUUUCUCCGCUCGGCCCCAUGUUCGUUUCUUUUUUGCUGGGUGGGCCCCCUGGGCACUGCAGGCGAGGCUGCAACACUAAACUUCCCUGCGGGACGUGCGCCACCAAAGCCCGCCGCCAGCGCGCAAUAGGCGCUGCCGCUUGAGAUUG